Labeo rohita (rohu) is the source of this 1403-nucleotide messenger RNA. It is a transcript of the gene plekhb2, whose product is annotated as pleckstrin homology domain containing, family B (evectins) member 2. The transcript has 8 exons. Bases 125 to 796 code for a protein of 223 amino acids. Lineage: Eukaryota; Metazoa; Chordata; Actinopteri; Cypriniformes; Cyprinidae. Gene Ontology annotation, biological process: regulation of cell differentiation. The record is from RefSeq and is a predicted model, not a curated record. Gene Ontology annotation, cellular component: membrane.
CGGUGACAUAAGGCGUCAGCUGAGAGGAGGAGGAUGAUGCUGCUGCUGCUGCUGAUGUCACUCUGCUAGUCGCACACACUGCAAACGUCAACACACCGAAAGAGGGUAUCGAGUUGAUUGGAGGAUGGCGUUUGUGAAGAGCGGAUGGCUGCACAGACAAAGCACCAUCUUGCGGCGCUGGAAGAGGAACUGGUUUGACCUCUGGUCGGAUGGACGUCUGGUCUUCUACGAUGACCAGCAGCGGCGGGACAUGGAAGACGAGAUCCACAUGAAGGUGGACUGCAUUAACAUCCGCAACGCCAGCGCGUGUAGAGAGCUCACACCACCUGAAGGCAAAAGCAAAGACUCGCUCCUGCAGAUCGUCUGCCGGGACGGUCGCGUCAUCAGCAUCUGCGCAGACAGUGCAGACGAUGCUUUGGCUUGGACCAUGGCACUUCAGGAUGCAAGACUCAAUACUAUUGUGCCGCCGCAUCAGGUCGGUUUUGCCGAGGACGUCGUAGCAUCAGCUCCUCCACCCUAUUCUGAAUUAAACCCAACUCCACAGGUUUUCUAUCCUGAUGGAUAUGGCGGUUAUGCUCCUCAUCCUCCGCCUUAUACCACACAGAUGGUCUACUCCGCAGAUGGACAGCAGUAUGCAGUUGCCUACCCAUACCAUUAUCAAGGUGGAUACACACCCGGCGUCAACCACGUGAUAGUGCAGGAGCGCCGGCGUGACGACACAGGUGACGUAGCUCUAGGGAUGCUGGCCGGCGCAGCGACGGGACUGGCCCUCGGAUCCCUGUUUUCCGUAUUCUAAAGUGUUUUUGUGAACCCAGCCCACCUGAACCCACCUGACCCACAGCGCGGGAAACAGUCCCGUGUUGUUUUAACUUUGCCUUUACGCCUCGUAACACGCAGGUCUGAUAAUGUAGCCGGGCUGGGUGAACGUUUGCUUACUUUUCUGUAUCCGUCUUUGUACCAAAGCUUAUGUACUUUCAAUUAGGCACCAACAAAUGUGUUUGCGCUGCAAAUUUAAUCUGUAGCAUACAAAGAUACUCACUAAAAUAUUGGCGUCUGUUUUUAAGAUAAAGAUAAUCAGGGGGUUUAAAGAUCAGCCGCUGUUUAGAAAUACUAAGUGUCUGUUGUUGAGUCUAUAAAUGGGUCUUGUUUAUGCUAACAAUGACUAGAAACAACACAGGCCUUGAUGAAAUGAAUGAUGGGCAAGCAGUUGUUUUUUCCUGUUAGUUCUAAUAAGAAAUGAAACCGUUUUUUUUGUGUCAUUCACAGCUGCAAACCCAAAAUUGUGCUGAUUUAAGUGUUUGUUGACAGUGUAGUUUAUAAGGAAUAGUUCACUCAGAAAUGAAAAUUCAGUCAUACUAUAUAAUUUGGGAAAAAAGCAUCCUGUAUUUCUUUUGUCAGUUUUU